Molecule: messenger RNA, 25786 nt
Organism: Schistosoma haematobium
Lineage: Eukaryota; Metazoa; Platyhelminthes; Trematoda; Strigeidida; Schistosomatidae
Gene: GRAMD1C
Product: Protein Aster-C
Exons: 6
Coding region: 715-1596 (293 amino acids)
Biological process (GO): intracellular sterol transport
Cellular component (GO): plasma membrane; endoplasmic reticulum membrane; endoplasmic reticulum-plasma membrane contact site
Molecular function (GO): sterol binding; sterol transfer activity
Source: RefSeq, a predicted model, not a curated record
CGAACUUUGUUAGACUGAGAAAAAACAGGUCUACGUUAACAACAUAUACAUCAUGGUAUUAACGGUGUCAUUGGGCUUCGCGCUAAGUGCGCGGCCCAAUAGCAAAAAAAGUAUCAUUAAAUACAAGCAUUUGCAUAAGAGCGAAAUGAAGUUAAUCUGAUAGUGAAAAUAUUCAUUGAUUGAUUGAGGUUUUGAAUCCGUUACACAUAGGCAAACUAAAAGUAGCUCCUUUGAAAUAAACCAAUAGAGGGGAGGCUGUGUACAUAGUUAUUAGCGGUAAUUAUGAGGAUUUUAACUUGAACAAGUUGAAAGGCAUUUGUCUUGCUACUUUAUUUCGCAAGUUUUUUUUAAAAGUAGCGGGAUAUUUCCAGGGAACAAAUGCUCAAAUGCACUAUUUAAGAUCUUGUAAAUAGUUCAAUUGCUUGUAAUAUAAUUUGAAGACUGAGUGACGUUACAUUUUCCUCAGAAUUUCCCCCAAAUUUUCAUUAGAACUUCUUCAAAGUUUGGAAAGUGGAGCCAAUAUAACCUUAAGGUUACUGUAUCGACAAGUGGUACUUGGUAUUAUUUUGCAAUCAUAUAUGAUUUGUAAUUAUAUAUAAUUACAAAACAAUUAUAAUAUAACUAUAAUAUGCACUCUAAUAAAUCUUAUGUCAAGAAAUUUAAGAGCUGCAACCAACUAUUCACUUUUUACUGAGCGUCUUGCACCAGCGAAUAAUGAGCGAAACACAAUUCCUGAAUUCCGCUACUGAAACAGAUUCUAACUUCAAAUCUCCCCAUUUAAGCACAAGUUGCUCCCAUUUGCCCGUCAAAUUCACCAUCUAUGAACCGGACCCAGAAGACUCAGAUGAUUCCCAUCGCCUAGCUCAAGUAUCUAUAUCGAAUAAUAUGGUUGAUACGAAAGCUAUUGGCGACCCGUUCGACGAUAAUGAAGGUAAACGCUCGGUUAUGUCAAGUGUCCUUGGACCUUAUGUUCUCAAAAACACUCUAAGCAAUUCAUUCGCCUCCAUACCCAAUCACAUAAGAUCUGGAGAAUAUAAAAACAAGCAAUAUAAUACUAGUAAACAAUCUUGUCAAAAUAAUGCAAUAAAUUCUCUGCUUACAUCCAAAACAAGUUUGUCAUCAUCAUCGAUAAUUGGCUCGCAUAAAUUACAUCAAAGUAGUCAAAAUAUUCCAUUGAUUGGUCUGCGCUCCAAUUCCAACUUGACUAUAUCAUCAUUGUCAACAGUUCAAAGCCGUCAUAUUGUCGAGUCCAGUUCUACAAGUGCAUUAUCCAAUCAAAAUGUUUCAAAGCCAAGUCGAUCUCGACCUAGACGUUUUGCAAAUCUUUACAGCUCAUUAACUCCAUCCUACCGAACGAAAUUGGAACAAUUUCGACGUAUUUUUCGUGAUACUCCUGUUGAUACUGAACGACUACUUGUAGAUUAUUCAUGUGCUUUAUCUAAGAAUAAUAAUGGUCUAUUACUGCAAGGUCGAAUGUACAUUACUGAAACAUGGGUGUGCUUUUACUCAAAAAUUCUAUACGAACAGAAAGUAAUUUUAUUUUUCAUUUAUGUACUACUACUGAUGCAUGAGUUUUUAUUUCAGUUAAAGCUUUAAAACAGAACUGAUGUUAUUAGAAGAAAAAAACGUUUAAGACAGUAUAAAUUUAUUGUAUCAUUUCAAGUGUAGUAUAUAUUUGAUUGAGUGGAUUAAUUAAAAUAUUUAUAAAGAAAAUUCAUAUAUGCUCUGUUGAAUAAAUACACAAACUGAACCGCCUCUACGUUCAUUGGAACUUGAGAAAAACCCAGGAAAUAUUAAAGUCAUUAUGAAGAGGAUAACUCUCUUCAGGUGAAUUGAACUUUUUCGUCGAUGAUUGUGGAGAUUGAUAGACUGAUCCAAAGUUAUAACGAUUUCGGACACCUUUUUUGAUUUAAAGAACAUCAAAUAUUUGGAUUUUCUACCGUUUGUACAGUGUCUGAAUGAUUCCUGACGAACUGAAAUUUAGAUAAAUCGUCUGUGCACAAUAUUUUGUGUUCCGAAAAAAUAUGAAACAACGGAGCUUCUUAAAACUCUAGCUUCUGAGGAUGUCCGGGGAUGUCUUAAACAAUGGGUUUGGGAUUAAGUAUAUUGUUACAAGUUGGGAUUAUUUUUAAUUAAAGAUAUAUCAGCCUUAUAUUUUGCAAAGGAUAUAUGCCGUUAGCGUUAUUUAUCAUACAAACUACUCAUACUGGAUAGAGGUCUUAAUAAUUUACUUUGAGUUAAUUUGAUGUGAAUGUUGAACAAGUUCGUUUAACGUAUCAAAGAGUGCAUACGUUUUUUCUUGUCCAAAUAUAAUCCAUGAUAAGAAAGAAUUUUCUACACAGCAUUUGACCAUAUGUGUCAUUCAAGUUUAGCGAGACCACUGAGUUGGUAAUAUUGUGAUCAGUUGUAGGUCACUAGAUAGAAAUGAUGCGUCUAAUGAUGAGUCUGUAAACUGUCAUCUAUUUAGGUAAAUGACAUAUUUACCAACUGCAUAUGUUUACUCAUCGUCUUUGACACAUUACACUGACUACGAUAUAAAGCUGUUGAAUUUGAUUUGAGCUUUAUUUAUUGUUUGAAGGAUUAUUAUAUUACCUGAUCACAUUAACCUAAUUAGGUUGAAGUGAAUGAAAUCCAUUUGAGCUAAUUACUCACUGACUUACGCCUGUUAAAUUUCGUGGAGGAGCCUAGGCCGCCCACCAACAUUCUCCAUCCAAGUCUGUCCUGGGCAAUCCUUUUCAGCUGCUAUUUAUCCUAUUCCUUUCUGUUUCCACUUGUCAGCGCUGUGUGUUCUUUGGCCUUCCACUUUUCUGUUUACCUUCGAGAUUCCAAGCUAGCGCAUGCUUCGUGAUUCAGUUCAAUGAUUUCCUCAAUAUGUGUCUUAUCCAUUUCCAACGUCUUCUUCAUUUCCUUCUCAGCUGGAAGUUGGUUUGUUAUCUCCCUCAGUGGGCUGUUGCUGAUGGAAUCCCGUCAAUGGACAUUGAGUAUCUUGCGUAGAAAUUUGUUUAUAAAUACUUGUACCUUUUUGAUGAUAGUUGUGUUAGUUCUCCAAGUUUCAGCUCCGUUAUAGUAGCACUAACUGUCUUGACGUUCGUAUUAAAGAUUGUGACUGAUGUCGGUUAACAGUUGUUUUGAAUUCCAUAUGUUGUUCAACUGUAGGAAUGUGGCCAUUAAUUUGCCAGUGCUUACCUUUCACAUCAAUAUCAGAUACCCCUUGUUCACGUCUCUCAGAGUUCCACCAUCAGGUGUGAUUGGGUUGGUGUUUUCUGUGUUGUAUUUCAGGAUCUUACUUUUUCCCUUGUGUUUGUCGAGGUCUACUGUUUCAGAGGCUUCCUCUACAGUGGUUGUCUUGAUCUGGAUUUCUUCAUGUGUAUGGUUUUAGAAGGGUCAGCUCGUCUGCGAAGUUCAGAUCGUCUGGUUUCAUGCAAGCUGUCCAUUUUAUUCCGUACUUCUUCCGAGAUGUGGAGGUUUUCAUAAUCUAGUCAACCACCCGAAGAAAGCGGAAUGGGGUGAGUAAGCAGCCUUGUCUUGGAACCUGUCUGUCAGCUGUCCUCUAUGCAUGACUUCGCAGUGUAGUCUGUCGUAUGAAUUCCUUGUGAUUUCGCCGAUCUCAGGUACACCAUAGUGUUGAAGAAGGUUCCAUAAUGUUCUCCUAUCCACGUUUUCAAGCGCUUUCUCGUAAUCAAGGAAGUUAUUAUUAUUAUUUAUUAUUAUCAGCUUUAUUCAAUAUUAUAUUUUUGGUACAAUAUAGAAUUCUCAGCGUAAAGUAUUUCAACACGUUUUCGUUUCUUUCUUUUUGGUCGGUCCUGGCGAUAAAUAUUGUGUGAUCGCCAGUUAGAUGUUAGCGGUUCACUAAAUGAACAUCUGAAUAAUGUGUAUUCUUUCCGUUGUAUAUUGCCAGCAACCACAUUGUCUGUUAUUGAGUUUUUUGUAACUUUGACAACGAAAGGUUGUACACUUUUCAGAAACGCAGCAGAAUAGGUUGUGCGAUUAAUAAACAUAAUGAUAUAUUAAAACAAACAAAAAUAGAUAACUUGUUGAAAUAUCUAGAUGGCAGGAACAGGUAGCCCAGAUGAUCAAGCAGGCCGCCGUAUAAUGACGAAUUCCAUCCAAUCAAUUGCUCAACAAUGAUGCAUAUUGUCUAGAAUUAGCCUGUGCAUGACCGAUCGUUACGGAAUCCGACCUACUGAUCUGGAAGCUGAGCGUUUACUGAUUCUUUCAUCCGGUUCAGCAACACUUAAAAACGUUUCUUGGUACCGACGAUAGUGUGAUUCCUCUGUAGUUCUUACAUCUGUUCAGAUCUCCUUUCUUUGGUAUCUUCGCGAGAUAUCUUUUUUUCAGUCUGUGGGCAGUAGUUUUUACUUCCAAAUGUUCCUGAAUAGAACGUCGAGCAAGUUUGCAGUUACCUCUCUGUCUGACAUCAGUGCCUCAGCUGGUAUAUUUUCUGGCUCUUCUUAUUCCUUUUUCUUGCAGCUUUUUCCGCUGUUGUUGCUAGGUCUUCCUCGUAUUCCUGCUUGUCAGAUCUAGUGCUCUUCUUCACUUGCUUGUUUGCUUCUGUGUAUUCAGCUUGUGCCUUGACUUCCUCUGUUCUUGUUCGGCUGCUGUUAAUUGCUGUCCCUUUGUUCUUUCUUUCGAUAGAGAUCCAUUCCUUAUGAUGUUACUUUUUGCGGUCCAGAACCUCCUGACACGUUGAAGUUAAUGCUUCUUAGAUACCCUUCCAGUUGUCCUUCAUAGUAGUUUCUUCUUCCUUCAAUAGAUCCUGUAAGGCUUGGAAUCUGUUGUUGAGAGCUAUCUUGAAUUCGUUAAGUUUGUCAGUAUCUCGAAGGAAGACUGUAUUGUUGUGCUGUUUUUCCACUUCUUCAGUCUCAUCUUAGUAACCACCUUGUUGUUGUGCGGCACAUUUUCUUCGUGACCAAAGUACAACGGCACCCUAAGCGAAUCUAGCUUUUGCUGUCCAGCUUGGAUCCGAUGUGUUUUACUUAUUCUGAGCACCAUCAAGUUGUAUCUUCUCAUUUCCGUAACUAUUUGAUUGGUCAUCCUCAUAUCUCACAUUGUCCGGGUAUUCCAUGUACCUAUAUUAAUUGUUACUCAAUUUGUUAGAAAAGGACAUCAGCCUCGUUGCUUCCGAAGAAUCUCGGCUUUCACCAUGAAGCGUCAUAACUCUUCUAAAUGAUGAUCCUUCAACUCAGAGGGUAGAGUUCAAAUAGUUUAAUUUGUUUGUUCCGAUUAGCAUUUUUUCAAAAAGGUGUUUUCCUACGGGAUGAGGUCGCUGCUCUCAUGUACAACCCUCUUCUUUUACCCAGUCUUGAGAUCGGCAGUAACCCUAGAAGAGCUACAGGUAGAGUUAUUUGAGUUUAUAGUUGUUGUUUACUUCAUCGAACUGCUGGUCGUUCACAUUUAGUCCAUUUAACACAAUUAUCUAUUAUCUUUUUUGUGGAAAAACACUAUUUAGAAAACAAAUGUUGUACUUGUAAUACUUGUAAACUACUUAGGUUAAUAUAUUAUUUACUGUUUUUCACAAGAAACACAAUUCUAAAUGCACUCCAUUUAUUGAUUGAGGUCAAUUAUAUGCAUUGAUUUCUGGUCAUCUGAUCUCCACUGGGCUUUUUUUGACAGUUCAGUGUUUAUAUAUAUAUAUAUAUAUAUUUAUAUACAUACUUGAUUUUUUUUUCUACUGGUUUAUUGAGGUUUUCUAUGGUUUUUUAUGAUUACUAUUAGUAAUAGUAUGAUCGCCUUAUAUAUGAUAUUGAAUCAUGUCAGUUUAAUUGGUUUUUCAAAUGAAUAUUGAUUUAUUCGAAAACAAUCAAUAUUACCUGUUCUCGGAAUGGUGCUUUCAUUAGAGAAAAAGUAAUGGGGUUGAGUGUGAACAGUAAACAAAUAUUUAAUAUAUAUGCAAAAUAGAAGUUCAAUAAACGUUAUUGUCGACGUUUGGAUGUUACGUUAAUUUAUGCAUAUCUAAUGACUAGUCUAUAAUGUAACAUGCUGAAUUGUUAUACUGUGAGUAAUGAUUAUGUAUAAGUGUAAACCAAUUCGUUUCUGUAUUUAAGUGUUGAAUAUUAGUAAUGGUACAUUGUUAAUCAGAUUGUGGCAUAUAAACUGAUUAACUAAUCAUCUGUAUGUAAUCAAAUUUCUUGGAUAUCAAAGAUUACAGUUUUACAUCAUACAGCUGACUCGUUUAUCUGAUUUAUUUCAUUUUGUAUAAGCUCUGGCCUAAUAAGUAACCCUAAAAAGUGAAAAACAUAACCGUCACCUGAAUAAAAUGUCCUCGUAGAAUUGACUUGUGAAUCUCUGUUUAGUGCGGUGAAUAUUUUGUACGGUGGUUUGCGUCAUGGAUCUUACAAACAGUUAAUCUGUUAUUCAUAUUUAAAUAUACUAUUAUGAUUUUUGGAUUAUGCUUCCUUAAGAAGUGAAUAUCUCUUGCUUUCACAUUUAUAUUUAUUACUCAUCAUAAUUUUAGAUAUUUUUGGCCGUCAAUGAGAUCGUUGCAAUUACCAAAGAGAAAACCGCUCGUGUUAUACCAAAUGCAAUCCAAAUUUUAUAUUCUAAAAAUCAUGAACGAUUUUUCUUCACAUCAUUCGCUUCCAGAGAACGAUCUUAUGCAAUAUUACGCAAAGUUUGGGAAAAUUGUCGUAAUCAUCAGGUAAAGUGUGCGAAAGACUUGAGGAUAUAUGUUUUAAUUAGUAACUGUUAGUCUUCGGUUUAUUUUCGUUUUUUCUUUCUACCACAGCUCUAUGUUUGCUUUAUUAGGUAAGCUUAUUAUUCACGUAAUAAAUAAGUCCACUGUAAAUGACUUGAUAAUAGUAAGAAAACUAUAUUAUUGCGAAAUGACAUCAGUACAAAUUUAAAACUGAAAAUUGACAAUAUGAGCUUACACAGUGAGUGGUAGUAUCUACUAUUAUUUACUCCUAUUACGUAUUUAGAUGUUUACUUGUUAUACUAAACAAUACCUUUCAAGUAUUACCCCUUACUGUUUGAAUGUAUUUUCUUAGUAAAACUUAAUAUUCCUCAUAUUUAUGGUUACUUACGUUGUUGUAUCCGUAAAUUGACUGAAUUCCCGUACUAGAAUUUCUUGACUCCUUUAACACUUUUUUUCACUGAUGGAAAUCCACUUUUCAUAUGAAUUUCAUCCAUUUUUAAUUUGUAGAUCAUUUUUAUAUUCAUAUGAUAAAUGAUAUGGUAAUUUACUGCAUAUGUAUGCAUUACAUUGUUGAUAAGGUAUUCUUGUCUUCUUCCAUCUAUAUUUCUUAUCAAGAGAUUAGUUGUAGAGAAAACGUAACCAUGCACUCAGUUUAGUUUGAAAUGGUUUGGAUUAUCUCGGAGUGAAUUAUCUAAUAAUUCAAUAUUGUUUUCGAUUAGAUCCUCGUCAGGCUUUACUCUAAUAUACAGUAAUGGGAAAUAGAUGUCCUGGAUUUGAUAACUCUUUCCACUGGAAAUUAGCCUUGAAAGCUAAAUAUAAUAAUGUAAACAAGAUUAUUAUAUAAACAAAUGAUUAUCUUAAUAAUUUUUUUCUAAAUACUUUCAUAUUAUAUUAUGAAGUGUGAACAUCUUAAAAUGUGAAAUGUAAAAAUAUGUUCACUCAACAUAGUUUAAUGACUUUCAACUGUAGUUGUUCAUUGUGAAGGGAUGUCAGUUGGAAAUACUAUUAUAAACCAAAUGUGUUUUAUUUUUUCUGAUGCAUGGUGGAUCAAAUAAACUCUCGUUGAUCGGGUUAUAUUUAUUCCAUUCAGAGAAUUAUAUGCUUAAUAUACUUGGUCACCUUAUAGAGUCGAGAUCUGUUUACAUCCUUUUACUUGUUUUAUUAAUCAACUUAAUGGAGUCAAAUAUUUUUACUUCCAUAAAGUGUCUUUUUUCUUAUUCAUUCAUAAAACAAACUCAUAGUGAUUUAUGAUGUCACAAGUCCGCUUUAUACCAGUUUCACUUUGAUCCUACUCAGUAUACAUAGAUUUCUUCGAUGGUAUUCUGUAUGUCAUAAUGUUCGAGUAUUAAAAUUUACGAUCGACAAAUUUGAACUAGAAAAAUAAAAUAAACGAACCCACCGAAGAAAUUGGUAGAUAAUCGCGCAAUAUCGUGGAUUGGUUGAAGUUGGACAUUUACACUAUUGGAUCCCGGCUUAGGGGUUUAAAGGUUACAUGUUUGUGCGUGAAAUCAAAGGUGCUGGGUUCGAUUCACGCUUGAAGGGUCGUGGAUGCGUACUGCUGGAAAAUCCCAUACUAGGACGAGACGCCCAUCUACUGCUUCAAGUUUUUUAAUCGUGGUUUAACAUUGAUUGGUUAAUGAUUUCAAUGUAAAAAAUCAACACAACCCAUAACCCCCACAUUGAAAAUAAAUUAGUAUUAAAGAACUAUUGCAAUUUCUAUCUACAUUAAAUUAUAAAUUAUUAUGUGCUUUUAAAGGAAUUAUGAAUUAUGUAUCGUCACGGUUUUGCCACAUAUUUAUACGUAUUCAUUCAAUUUUGAUUCAUAAUACUUAUUUUAUAUGGUUAAAAUAAUUCUAUCUGGUUACUGAAAUUGAAUUAAAUGGAGUAGGGUCUCGAUGUUGUUUUUAACUUCAAUUAAUAGAAAGUACCGCCGAUCGAUAACUGUUUUGCUUUCUACCACUUCCUUAUUUGGAUUUUUCGACUAUUUUUUUAAUUUCGAUGGGAAAAAGUUGAAUUUUUCAACCAAUUAUAUUGAACAGUGGAUAAGUAAAUGAUGAUGUUCUUUUCAAGAAGCAACCCAUAGUGUUUACAAUCUUUGAUUUAGUCAACAGUAAUUAUGCGCCUGAAUUCCCCUUAUUUAUUUCAUAUUGUUUUGAUUCUCUAAUCAUAUAUAUUAUCAGUACAUAUGUACAUAUAUACUUGUAAACAUAGAAAUGAAUACAUCGGUUCAUUGGUAAUGUAAUAAAUAGUCUUUUCUUUAAAGCACAUGAAAUACUUGUCUCUUAGUCACUAAUAUCGAAAUCUUUAUCUUUUCCCGGUGUGAAAACACAAGACACUUGUACAAAUAAAUCAGGUAAGCUAUGCCUGUUGCUAUUAUUAUUGUCGUUUGCAGUCUAACAUUGUGUUGAUAGAUUGAGUUUAUCCAUACACUACAUGUUUCUUCCUCUCUCUAACUUUUUUCUCCUGUAACUUGUAAAUAACUUUUAAAAAAUAUACACUUUUCUCGUCUCUAACUCAAUUGCUCUGAAUUUUAUUCAGAUUUACAAAAAUUUUUUAGUCUUUCAACUAUAACUUGUAAAGUUGUUAGUUGUUUUUCAAUGUCUAAAACUCACUAAUAACUGUUUUUCUUUUUGGUUAACGCUCUUCAGUUUGUGGUGAUACUGAAACUAAACGUAUUUUGUAGUGAGAAACUUGUCAAUGUCAGCUAUAGUUUUUGCUUACAAAAUGGUGGAAUAUAGUUAACUAAUGAACAAUUUACUAGAAAUUACCGGUGUUAUUCUCAGCAUCUAUAUAUAUCUAUUCUUAUAUUUCACGCUAUUUCGUACUCGCUAGUUCUGUGUCUGUUUUUUCUAUUUUCCAAUGUGAUGGAAACUUGAAAUCCUCCCAUUUUUAUAUUAUACGUAUCUUCUUGACUGAAUUAUUUAACUGUAACUAAUUAACGACAAAUGAAUAAGAGGGAGGAGUGGCAUGGAGUCAACCUAGAUUGUGCAUUUUUCUUUUUUUUGAUAUUAAUGUUUAUAGCUUGUGCAAAGACUGUGUAUCUUGUUUUCGGAACAUUCACUAAAUUUAUGUUCAGUAGUCGUAUUUCUGCUGUGUUGUGUAAUUUCUCUUGGUCGUCUGAAAUUCUCUUCAUUUUUAUACUUUUGACUGACAUAAUAGUUACUAAACAACUUAACAGUUAAGGAACUUGACUUUCGACAGUAAGUUCCAGAUUUAGACAUCGGCUUGGGUUUGGAUAGGCAGACAGGUAUUGUCUUAGUUAUCACGUAUUCUGUUAUUACAAUUCAUAUACUGAAACUUACACAGUUAUAGUGUUUAUUAGAACUGAUUCCCCUUGUUGAUCGUUAAAACUAACGUUUAUUUUUUAUCUGCGGUAUAUCACCUCACAGUAAAUUCGUAGCAAUUCUCAGGCAUUGAUUUUUAUUCCUGAUCGCUUCCAUAUAGAUUUAUCAAUUCGUCUGAUCCUGUGAUUUGUGUUUUAUCCAAAAUAGUUCAGGAACAUUAUCCAACAUGAUUGUAAUGUGUUAGUACCGAAUCUAUUAGAAGAUCUGUAGUUGAAUUAAUAGUGCAUCAUUAUAGAUAUUUAGUUAAAAUUUCUAAAAUUACAUACUCCAUAGAUUUUCUUUCUAGUUUGUGCUUUAUAUCUAAUAGGUUUACUGGUUAUGCAACUUCAUCGUGAAAAACAGUGAAUUGUGUUAAUUCCAGCCUGAAUUAUUUACUACCUUUGUUUAGAAAAAUCCUAUAAAUGCUUUGAGCGUAUCUUUUUAAUCUCAAUCAUUUUUAAGACAUAUAUUCCAAUUAAAAUCUUAACAAUAAAGAACAUACAGAGGAUGCAGUGUUAUGUGACCUGAGAUUCAAAGUAACCUGAAUAGCUGUCUAGUAUCGCAUGUGAUUGUAAAGCAGGAUAAUAUAGGUCCCUAUUCCAUGUGGAACAAUAAUUCCGUUUAGACUGCAAGUAUAUCCUUUGUAAGGUACGUCAAAUAGCUUGAAACCUGUGUAAUUGGCUUCCUGCUAAUCGCCUUUAAUCACUUGGACUAGUGGCUAUUUUGUAACUUGGAUUCAGUCAGCACUAAACACUAGAGAUAUAUGACAUUUCUUACCACCGUGUGAUUAAUUAAUGAAAAUAUAGACAAAGAAUUAAUUAUCACGUAUACGUACUAAAAAGAUUACUUUUUCUAGACCCAAUAGAGAUAAGGAUUAUCAGUUUAUCGAAUGAUAAGCUCAAGAUUUGAAUACCAUUACUGAUAUUUCUGACCUUUGGUUUAAUAUUAAUCAGGUUCGUCUAUUGAACAAAUAAUAAAAUUAGUUAUCUCUUUUUUACAUGAAACUAGUAGUGUCAUCAAACUCUUGGAGUGUUUUUUUUAAAGGACAUAUUGCCCAUAGCUUUUUUUGUAGUAAAUGAUAAUGUGAUACAGUUUUCGAGCAAUCAGCUGAAGCCAGUUUCUUAAAAGAACACUGGUUUAUGAUUACUUCUUUGUAUCUGAUCAGAAAGAGCUUUUUGUGCUUUAAGUAACUUGUAAUUAUUGUGUUAUCUAGGGCUAAACUACAUAGAUAAAUGAAUAAGCGUAUAUUAGUUAUGAAGAAACUUUGUACUUUUCAAACUUUCUGUUGAAAUUUGGCGGUUGACAGGUCUAUUUACUAUCAUUUCUUUCCCAUCAAGAUAAUUAAACGUCUAUUUCGUUUGUUAUUUUGCUUGUGAACAACUCACUGAAAAUAAUACAUAUGAAAGAAUAAUUUGAUUCGCUUUUUCUGGCUCGUUGUAAGAAAAUUGUUUGCUGUAAAUUCGGUUCAGGUUAUUCAAAACAUUUUCCACUUCAUUGUAUUCAGCACUUUGAUCGUUAUUUCUUUUACUUAGUAAGUAAUGGCUGAUUAUUAGAGAGGAAUAUCCGUUAAAUAUUUCAUUUCAAACUCUGGUUUGAAUUAGUGUAUUUUUCUUUCUCACUAGACAUUAACAUUUUCAUAGAACAUCUUAUUUGCUUGCAAUAAAAUAUUUAUUUUACAUUACACUCUAAUAUACUUUACUUAUCAAAUAGAAUGAACAGAAAAGUGAAUGUUGUACCUGGUAUAUCACAUUUAAUGAACAUUCAGAAAAUGUUUCAAUUAAUCUCACCAUUAAAUUCUUUCUGUUCUCUAAAAAAUAGUGUAAAUUACUUUUAUGAUAAUUCAAUAGAUUUCAGAGUUAAUUAAGCUAAUGCUUUGUUUAUGUCAGACUACGUUGGUCUUGAUGUUUAUAAUCAUUAGAAUAGUUAACUUUCCAAUCUCCGUAUCUGCAUACAUGUGUGUGUGUGUGUUUAUUUAUCCUUGUAUGAAAUAUCGCGAACUAUAGAUUUUUGUUCGUUGGCUAACACUAUCAAGAACUUGUAUAAUUAUGUUCUUAUCAUACAAUAUAAAUGACAAUUUUAUUUAAAAAACAUCUUCAUUCCAUUGCCAAUCUGUCACAUAAUACGUAAAUAAUUAAGUUAUCUUUUCAUUAAAAUAGUAGGUUGCCUUAUAAAAUAACUUUACAUACAUGCCAGUUUUUUAAUGUUUUGUUUAAUUGUUUCAUAUGUUUCUAUGAUGGUUACGAUCUUGGAUAAUUACUACCAAAUCUCCUCAUUUUGUACAUAGCUAAUUUGAUUCUUGUAUCGUUCCAAUUCAUGUAGAAAAAGUUAUAGAAUUAACGAAGAUUAAGUUCUUUUCGUUAACCGUAACUCAACUUUUCUGUUGUUUAACAUAAUUGUUAGUCACAGAUUAGUUAUAUUCUGUGAAGAAUUCAACUUUUAAAAUUACUUUGUAUAGAAACCAUAAUGUUUACUUGGAAAAAAUAUAGUACUUCCAAACAAAUUUAUUAGUCACUCUUAGUGGAUGUUUACGAUAAUUUAACUAAUCCUGCAAAGUGCUUGAUAUGUCAAUUUAAUUCAUUGAAAGCACAACUGUACAAUUAAGUUAGGACGUAAGAGAGUGACGAUCAGAUUGCUUACUACUACAAUAUUCUCAUGUACCACGAAACAAUUCUUUGAACUAGAUUGAUUUGUUAAAGUUUCCCAACAAGAAACAAAAUCUUAUCGAUGUUGUACUAUUACUCAAGUGAAUUAUAUUAUUCAUAUUUUGUAUAGAAAUAUUCUCAUUUUGUCUUUUUUUCAUAUCUUCAAUUGUUAUAUGUUAAAUAUAGACAAUGAGUAUUGAUGAAAUAUUACAACAAAUACGUGAUAUGUAUGGUGAUUAUAGUUUAGCUAUGGUUGAAGAUGAAGAAGAUACAGAUGGUGAUGCUGAAUUAGUGCCGACUACUUUUCCUCAUAUGGUAAGUUAAUUCUUGUUGCUAUUUGUUCCACAUUUUCUAUUAUACUUGUUUUUGUCAAUAGUUGAUACCAACUGGAAUAUUAGCAAUGGAUAGGUAUUCCGUCUUAGUAUGGAACUUGUCAGUAGCAAUUUACACUUAUCAUCACGUCAGAAAUUGUACCUAAAACCUCUAAGAAAAUAUUUCCUUUAGCUAAUGAGUCACAACUCAAUAGUUUACAUUUUAAGCUUCUCUUCUCUUCGAUAUAGUCAGAUUUGAUGCCAUCGUUAUAUAACAACCCCAUUCCGUACACAUCUGAAGCUGAUCAUCUUUGAUAUCUGACUAGAACUUUGAAAAUGAAUCUCCAAGUCAUUUAGUUCUAAAUACAUACAUAAAGUUUUGCCAAGAUUAGUUUUGGUUGUUUUAUAUCAUGAAACAGUACUAACUAAGGAACAGCUGAAAAUCAGGGUGCACCACAAAGCUAUUUCUCCUUUGUAUGUGUCCAUCUAUAUAUUUGUUUUUCUCUGUUGUAACUCAAAGAAUACCUCAUUUGUUAUCGACAUAAAUUUGUCGGAUACCAAUGGAUACAAAGUUUUUGUCUUGGAAAAAGUAACUAUUUUGAUACUACUUAUGUAGUCACUUCUUUGUUAUUUAAUGGUAUGGUCGGGUUGGUUAUAUGGUAGUUCAAAUUAUCUUUCGUAUGAUCCAAAAUGGGUUACCAACACUGAAUAACUCUAUGAUUGGUGAUACUAGUUUGAAAUUUAUAAGUUCUUAUGGCUUUGAAUUUUUUGGUCCAAACAACUAUCUAAAACGGUCAUAUAAGUUUUGCACUUAGUGUUCCAAGUCUGUUUUGAUGAUGUACUUCGAAAUGUUCUUUAAUUCUGAGGCUCUUGGUGAUUUAUAUUAUUUAUAAUGUUUUAAGUAAUCUGUAGGUAGCUACAGUUCCCACGCUCUCCGAUUUCUAGUUACAUUCUUUAUAUGAGAUUUAAGAAAUGUUAACAAUUACUGUUUCCUAAUUUUGCAAAAGCCUACUAAAGUUUAGUUAUAUGACCAUGGCAUUGUUUAGUGCAUCAGACAAUCUCUGUCACUAGUUUCAUAACAUUUUUAGGUUUGACUUGUCCUUUGGUAAUUGCCAACUUGUCUUGAGAGUGUCCAGUUUUGUGACAUAGAGUCGCAGAAUGUGGUGCAGGUAAAGAUUGACUUCGACAGUCGUGUACUUUCUUCACCAAAGAUCACUGUAAACCUAACAUAAAUGCAAAACUCCAGAGGGGAUAGAAGUUCUGAGAUCUCAAAUGCAAAUGUACUGUAAUCUGAACAAGUCUCAGAAGAUCAUCUGUUUCAUUCGAUCUGUGUUACUUAUAUCGUAUCUGUCUUUACACUUUCUUUUACCUUAACUAAAUGCUAAAGGUUGUUUAGAAAGCUUAAAUUUUAUUGAAUCGGUCUCUUACAAAUAAAACUAACAGUUGUAUUAUGUAAAUAAAUGUUAUAUCUGUGACCGACCAAACCAAUACGAAUUCACCCCUUAUACUAAGUGUCGCAAUGAUAUCGACAAGGUCAGGCGCUACUGCUUCAGAACCUAUAAUAAAUUUCAUCUGUCUAGCAUAUACAAUGAAACAAUCACUGAUGAAUAAAUUUCUAGACAUUACAACAUAAUUAAACAUAUAAUCUCCAUUAUUGGAAAUCUGUGUCAGUAUGUAGAGUUUUCCAUGUGCCUAGGUAUCUCAUCAAAAUCGCUCUGAUCUUUAAUCGUUAGCUUUUGUAAUGUAAACUUUCUAAGAUAACUGAUGGCAGUAUCCAUAGUUCAAAUGUUCUACGAACAAGUUGAUGAUUCAGAUUAACUUGCUAAAAUGUUGUGGCCAUAUUUAGUGACAUGCCCAAUUUUAUUUGCGAAUCAUUGUUUUCUUUGACAUGAAAACGUUUACAGACUAAAAGUAAUAAAGUUUACUAGGGUUUUUAGUACCUACCUUCACUAUUUCAUUACAUUAAAAACUUCAUUAUCAGUUGACGAGAAGAUUUAAGCACACGUCAGUUUAUAUUAUAUUUCUUGUCUGCUACUAUGUUAAAUAUGAAUGCAGACUAUGUUUAUCAGUCAGUCAGUAACAACGUAGAACUUCGUAAGUACGUACAUCAGUUCGAGUCGCCAUACCACAUUAGCACAGAGAUGCAGUUGUCGAUCCAAAUCCCACAGUGGUAGAGGUAGGAAGAGUAUAAACAGUAAUCGGAAAGAUUGAGGUUUGAAGAUGUUAUUCAAGGAGUAUAACCCAAUGAAAUAAAUUUGGGAAGAGAAAAAAAGGGACAUGAAGAAUUCAGAAGAUUAAAAUUUUGGAGAACAAAAAGAGUGGAUCCACAUGCACCAUUGCAAACGAUUUUGAGCCAUGUUAUUCAAGGUUUCUAACCAUCGGUCGCUAUCAUCUCGCGAUCAACAGAGCCUUAAGGCCGAGAAAUACUACGAUUGUGGGACGUCUGAAUGUGUGUCUAUGUUCUAGGACCUGAUGUAGUGUGAAUAUCUGGUCUAUACAACCACGUCCAGAUCGAAAACCAGCUUGAUUUUUCUAGUCUCCUCUUAAGUUAGGCGUCGAAGUAUGAUUGAAGCUAAUAUUUUAGACACUAUAUUAGUGAAACUGAUUCCUCUGCGAUUGUCACAAGAGGAAUUUUAUCCUUUCUUAUAGACUGGCACAAUCAGUGAUUGAGACCAGUCAGAUGGGAUUACAUCGAGUCCCCAGAUUCUACCUAAGACCUCAGUCAAUCUCACUGCCAAUAUUGGACCGCCAUCCUAUUUUUAUCAUAGUUAUCUAAAAGAGUUUGCUUUGGUGUUAAACUAAUUAGAUAUUUUGUCCAGUCUCAUUUAAAUCAUGCAAUCGUAAAUUUGCGUACACGUACAAAAUAAUCUAGAUUGCCGUUUUGAUUUCCAUUUUAUUUCUCAACAGCUUAUGUAUUGCGUAUUUCAACUAAAUGCUUAAACUUUGAAUAUUUUAUAUAAAUAAACAUUGAAAACAUACAAAUUGAUGGGAUGUCUUAACUUGAAUAACACACAACGAAUUAUUUAGAUUAUAAAGAAAUUUUAAAGUGAAUUAUUAAACAAUAUGUCUACUUACACAAUAUGAUAUAAGGUCACUUCGAACAAUGUUAGCCUUAAUCUAAUAUAUGGUCUUUCGAAUAGUUAACAUAAACAAAUGCACUAUAUGAUGAUAAUAUAUCAGAUUAAAAUUUAUGCACCCAUAUUCUUUAUUUUUAAAAAUAACAAAUAACCUCAAACAGUGAUUCUACUCAUCAAUCAUAUAUAUAAGGUUGUGUAACGGUAUUCAUUGUUAUCGGUUUCUUAGUGUUAAUCGAACUUUAUCGAUUUUAUUUGUUAAUGUAGCCAUUUAAAUCACAGUGUUUUAACAUUGUGGCUUAUUUUCCUUGUUGUGAAAUGAUGAUAGACGGUUUAAAGAUUCUUCUCAACAAACACAAUUCACCGAGUAAUUGAUGUUAAACAUAAUAAUAAUGGAAUUUAAAUUGUUUAAUGUGCAGAAUAUAAAUUAAUCUGAUAUGUACUAAUAGUGUAUACUAUCAGCAGAAUACAGUUUUAUAAUAAUGUGAUAACAAUUUGACUUGUCAUGAAAUAAAUCAAUGGAAAGUUUGCAGUUCUAAAGAUAACUAAAAGAAGAUUAAUAAUGUUUAAUACAUCAUAUCGUAUUGGAAUUAACAUGAAUUUUAUUCAAAUAAACGGUUGUUUAAAGUGUUCUAAUCACUGGCACUGAUUCCGAUUAAACCAAUGGUAAAUAUCUAUGCUUACUGAAUAAUCACUAUGCCUUAAUUUGAAUUAACUCAAUAGCAUGUGUACAUAAGAUUGAAAAUAAAGCUUUCAGAUUGCCUGAUGGAAACGAUAUUAUUUAGUUAAUAAUUUGGGAUUCAAUGAUGAAUUCUCCUAUAUAACUUUGUGAGUAUCUUAUGCUUUAGGGUGUUGGAAAUUUCUCAUCUGAUAAUAAUCUGUUGUGAAAUCUGUUUUCUAGCUUAACUGGGAUGAUUGUAUACAAUCUUCACUAACUAGUAACUCUUUCAGACGGUGGAAGAAUAUUUUUAAAAAUACUAACUGUUACAUUUGUGCAUGAUUUUUACGUUAAACACGUAUAUUUGAGGAAACUUAGCAUAAAGCGUUGUUAUUAUAAACCUAGGUAAGAAUACAUAAGUUGUAUGAAAUAAAAUAGUUUCUAUGUAUUCACCUUUAAGAUGUUCAGACUGUGAGAUAUCUGAUGAAAAAUCAGUAAAACUGGAGACAAGUGUAAGAAGUAACUGUAUAUUUUUCAUAAUCCAGUCAACUACCAAAAGAAAGAGUAAGGGCUACAGUAAGCAGUCUUGUCUGACUUCGAUCCUCACUUGGAACAUGUCUGUUAGUUGUCCUCUAUGCAUGACUUUGCAGUGUAAUCCGUCGUAUGAAUUCCUUGUGGUGUUGACGAUCUUCUCAGGUACACCAUAGUGUUGAAGAAGGUUCCAUAAGGUUCACCUAUCCACAUUGUCAAGUGCUUUCUCGUAGUCAAAGAAGUUGAGGUAUAGUGACGAAUUCCACUCAACUGGUCGUUCAACGAUGAUCCAUAGUGUCACGAUUCGGUCUUUUCACGACCGAUCGUUACGGAAUCCGACCUGUUGAUCUAGAAGCUGAGCGUUUACUGAUUCUUUCAUCUACCUGGGUGAGUUGUAAAACUGUGGUUUCAAACCUGUGGUGUACAUGAGCUCCAUGAUCCAGAGAGGACAAUUGGUGUAUGAACCUAUUGUUGGUCACCAGCUACCAUGGCACUGCAUCUCUUAACAUUGCUCCACUGCCUUGUGGAUCAGACCUCUAGGUCAAAGGCUCGAGGAGCAGCUGCCUAAGAAAACCGCCUGUUUCGUUUUAAGCGCGCGGGCAGUAUUCCAGCCCUCACACAAAUCGAAUGAUGUGUAUAUCGCAUAUAUUUGGUGCCUCCUUGUACCAGUGUUUGUGUUUAAAUAAAUAUUGUACUUAACCAUUCUAUUUGUUUAACCUUUAAUUAUCCUAGUCACGUACUCAAACAGUAAUGAAGUGGAAUUCAGACCUGAAUUCAUGACUUUAUGAUUGUAAAUCAAACUAUCUAACUAUCAAGUUCACUUUUCUUCACUAGGUCACUGACAUAAAUUACUUCUCAAAAAGGGCCUCGUUUAGGACUCAACUUUGAUAAUCCAUUUAUAAGAUAACCGUUUUCCACUACGAAGUUUUAGUUACCUGUUAUAACAUUUUAUUGUACUGGACAGUUCAUCAGCAUCAGUAGAUUACACAUUAAAAAAAAUUAAUUGUUUACAAGGCUAAAUCUAACUUACAGAUUGGUAAUCUGUGUUUAUUCAUCUGAUUAUACUAAUUUAUGUCAUCAAUAAAAUAUUUCCAAUAUUCUUAAAGUAUUUAAAUACAAUAAUUACAAAUUGUCAAAUAAACCUUCGUCUACUAUAUUCUUAUGAAAACCAGUGAUAAUUUUAUUCAGAGACAUAAUCGGUUAUGAACUUUCAUAAUUUCAUUAUUCUUUACUAUCAUGUUUUGUUUUUUCAAUAUUAAAACAUAUAGAGUUACAAAUAAAUGUCUUGAUGUUUCAUUCAACUCUAUUAUGUAUUCUUACAAAUCUAGUUCAUUGUCUCUAUGUUGAAAAUGUAUUAAGUAAUUUUUUUUUAAAUUCUUUAAACAUUGUUUACACACUGUGUUCGUUUGUUUUGUUUUGUUUAAACCAUCAUCGUUUUAUUCAUUUGUAAUUUGACCAUAUAAAAAAGGGUAUAAAAAUACUCAUUUGAAAUCAGUCGAAAGUCACAUGGAUUAUGGGGUUUUUUAUGAAAAUGGUUAACUUAUCAUUAUUAUUAUUAUUCUCAAUUAGAGUUAUGUUUUUUUGUUUAAAUUUGUUUUGUAUAUUAAUUCAAUCAGUAGGUUUAUUCAUAAUUAUUUUCCGGUUACACUGGACUCAAUAUGAAAUGGUUUAAUGUUAAAAAUCAUAAAUAGUUUAUGGAUAGUUUUUGUUUUUAUCAUCAGAGAAUGAUAUCAACUAAAAAAUUUAUUUAAAAAAAAACUGUUGAAAGUCCCUAUUUAUGUAAAUUGAAAUGAUAAUUGUUCGUUCUUAUCAAUCAAUAUGAGGUUUAUGUUAUGACUGGUUGCUGCUAAUUGUUAUAUUGGAAUUGCUUAUUAUUUAUACUUGUAAAACGAGGAACCUUUGCAAUUCCCAUGACGCGAAAUAAGAUCACCAAAACUGGUACAAGUGAAGAUUUAUUAAACCCAUAGCAUGACAACGACUAUAGUUGAAAAUACACAGUUUCAUGUGAAACUUGUUACAAGUACAAUUUGCUUGUUUUGAAAACCACUUUUAAAUCUACUAGAAAAUCAUUAAUUUUCAAACUUAGAUUUUUUACUCAUUUGUAUUAGUUCAUUACAAAUCAUGAUCACCAUUAUGAUUUUUUUCGUAUAUAUACAUAUGUAUGUAUAUACCAAUUUUCUUUUUGUAUUCAUCACAAGCAGCCGCGAACUUUAUCCGAUUCAUCUCUGUCUUCACAACUCACUGGUCGAUCGAAGUCGGCUUCACUUGAAGAUGUGUGCCAUUCGGAUCAACCAGUUAAUCUCGAUCGCUCUUCUAAAUGUUCCGUACUAGGAACUACGGAUGAUGAAUUAAAAGUUGUAUCCGAUGCUGAUAUUCCUUUUAAACAUGUUCCAUCCUUUUCAGAUCCGAGUCACUUCAGUACAAUUGGGGAUGAACCACAGUCUCAACAACUAAACACUAUCAAACGUUGUCCUACCCCUGAAGUUAAAUGUCAUUUAACAUCAGGAACUACACCUAAUGAAGUUAUGUCAGAUAGCUUUCAAGUGCCUCAUAAAUCUGUAAAAGAGAAAAAGAAACGUACGCGAAAAAAACGUCUCGGAUCUCACCAUCAUGAUGAAGUAUCUAGUUCAAAACUAAUGCAACUUAAUUACUUGAAUACUCAGGACCCGUCACUUCCAGAUACAUCUGUAGUAAGUUCUAUGGAACCUCCUAUCACAUGUGGUCCAGGUCACGACCAUCCAGGUAGAGUGUAUACAAACACUGACAUUCCAUUGAAUGUUAACGCCUUAUUUCAAUGUAUUUUCACGGAUUCGGAAUUCUUCUCGCGAUUCAGUGAACAUCGUGGUACAUUUGGAAUGAUUCAAUCUCCAUGGCCAAUAUUUAAGUGGUCUAGUCCCUCAGAUUGUUUAAAUCAGUUAGAAACUUCUAGUAAAAUUGAAAGAACUAUUACCUAUACACUAACGUUAAAACAGAAACUCGGCCCAAGAACAUGCACGGCAGUAGAACAACAGGUAAUUAUUUUACAAUUUCUUUCUCGAAGUUUUGACAAAUUUUUAAAAGUAAUGCUAAGUAAUUCUUGCUAAAUCGAAAAUGUCGUUUAUUGAUUGUCCCCUAAUUAAUUAUGCUAUUUAUCUACUUAAGCAACAUACUCUUUUGCCAAAAUGCUUUGACAAACUAUUUUUUUAUAGAGAAACAGGAAAUUGUAACGAUGGAUUUCUCUUUUUAACCUGCUAUUUUAGUCUCCUUCGUGAAGCUGUUGUUGAAGUAGAUGAACUUAGUCCACAGUCCGACCUUUUUGUAUAAAUAAAUAUCAUACUACUUACUAAUAACAAGUAGUGCUCGUAAGAAAGCAACUAUUUUUUUGGUUGUGUAUGCAGUUAACUUACCAUGCUUCGUAUUCAUUCUUUUAAUGACGACGUGGUAAACUUCUGUGUGCGGGCUCCAAGAUAAUAUCUUAAGGCCGAGAUUGAAGUGGGUGGUUUUAUUUUGGAACUAAUCUUAUAAGCUCUGAAACAAGAUCAUGAUACACAAGGCGAUUAAGCAAGUUCAUAAGAUGCACUACCAUAGUAGCCAGUGGUCUAAAUAGAUCGGUAUACUUUAGAUGGUGGUUGGAGGUAGUCCAUUCGAUCUGCACCAAUAAGGACUAGACAAGCAUGACAUUGAUCACCACCCAGUGAUCAAUCAAUUGUGAGAUCGGUAUACUAUUCUUCAUAUCUAGUUCCUAUGUACACCGUCAGCCUGGAAUAAUGGUUCUCUAGCUCCCUCAGGUGAACUAUCCAUAUUUAAAAGCGGAGUUUAAGCCCUAGACGUUCGCUUUUCAGCUUCUCUUUUUGUAAAAUCACUUUCACCACGUGGACGUCCUUGGCAGAGACCCAAACUCUUGGAUGUAUAAAACCAUUUUUAGGGGGAGAACUACUACACAAAAAUCAUUUUGUGACAAUGGAGCAAAUAAUCGAAUUUUCAUUAUUUGUUUUAUCAAUUUCAACAUGAAUUUAACUAAUUUGAAAGAAAAAAGAAAGUAACAAUGCAGUGUCGUGUUUCAUUGACUCAUUGUUACAGUCCACCUAAGUGAUCUUAUACGUGUGAAAACUCAAUAAUUUUAAUUUUAUAUACAGUUACAUUUUAUUGUCAAUGUAAAAAUUUAGUACUAAUAUUAGUUUAAUCCCAUUGUAUUGUUGGUUGGUUUUUUACUAAAAUAAUCAUUAUUUGUCAAAACUUAGCCAUUAUUUUGAAGUUAUAAGUUUUUUCAUCUGUUUGUAUAUAUAUUUUAUAAGCCUUCUCCCCUGCGAAGAUCAAUCAUACUUGCGAACUGGUCUCUUAGUAUAAUGACUUUAACUUCAUUGACAAUUAGGAAAAUAUGCAGUUUUGGGUUCGAUAAUGAUUGAGAACCUUUGGUUCUUUAGAACAUUAUUUAUAAUCAUUUAUUUAAAUCUUUACCAUUUGAAGUUGUUAUCAUUCACUAUGGUUAUAUUGCCUAUGGAUGAAUGUUUGAAUUAAAUCAUGUACGUAAUAUUGAUUAGUUUUCUAAUACCCAAUAUCCGCAUAGAUUAUGUUAGUUUUAGCAAACAUCCAUCAAUUAUUUGUAAUGUGUAUUUAAUUUAACAGAAUAGUUUGUUUUGACCAUUCAUAUUGAUCAACGGUGUUAGUUAACAUCAUACAAAUAUUAUAGUCUAUGGUUAGAGUUCAUGUAUUUUGCUUAUUGUACAGUAAAGAACUCUAAUAAUAAUUCUCUCUGUAUGUUCCUUUCAAUGAUAAUUAUUUACCUUUCUAACUAAAGAUAUUAUAAAUAACAAUAUAUAUGUCGGUAGUGUUCAUUAAUUUGACUAUGUAUUAUUCUUUCACGUUUUUUUUUACUCAACUCAUACCUUUUCUUUUGUUCAAUUUUAGAUAAAUUAACGCAAAAUUUAAAUAUUUACAAAUGGUUUUACUUUUUGUUGUGAAUUUCAGACUCUCCUCUCAAGUGAAUCCAUAUCUGGGAAAAGAUAUAUCAUUGAUGCUAAAGUUACAAAUCAUGCUGUACCACUAAGUAAUUGUUUCUAUGUAGUUAGUCGUUAUUGUUUAUUGUAUGUAAAUCGUACAACUAGCCGACUACACGUUAGUUCACAAGUUAUUUAUGAGAAACCAGUGUUUUUUGGAGCAAAAAGUAUCAUAGAAAACACUUGUCAUUCUGGUCUUUCGGAUUUCUUUGAUACAAUAACUAUUAAAUUAAAAGAAUUCUCUACAAAUUUAUCCUUAGAAGAACGUCUAACCGGUGGUUGGUUAGCACAACAGAGAGGAUGCUUAAACAAUAUUACUCCUUCGUUAAAUCCAUCAAAUAUUCAAAAUAAUCCACUAUUAAUUCAAAGUGUUAAUGGUAAUCAGAAUAAUCGUAAACUUAAUAAAGUUGAUACAUUGUUUACAGGGAAUGUAAACAGUAGUAAAGUUCCUGCAUCACGAUAUUCUGAUCAAGCGAAAUCAUCUAUAUUCAACAACUGUAUAAAUGAUAAUACAAAUGUUAAAAAACAAAAUAAAACUACACUAUUCGGGUCUGGUGAUAUGACUUACUUAUUUAUGCGUCCAGAUCGUGCUUGGUUAUUACUAGUUGUUAUGUAAGUGGUAUUUUUGCGCAAGUAUUUUUUUGUGUGUUAAAUUCACUUCGAAAGUUUCCUAAUAGCCUAUUGGUCAGAGAAAGAGGUUUAUUAUUUUGUUCCACUUAUUCCCCAUGUGGUGUGUGCUACUAAUGUUGACAGAUAUAAGUAGUAUUUAUCAUCAGUCAAAGUGAAAUGUCUGGAGGCAGAAGACCAAAGAAAAGAGGACGAAAACAAAGUGAUUGGUGUGAAAGAAUGAAGUCCGAGACGAUUGACUGAUAUUCGCAAAAAGAACAGUCAGGUGUAAGGCAAUUAAUUAACAUUCUGCAAACUAAGUAUUUACUGUAUGGUUCUCAGACGUUCUGUAAUUUUGUGUUCACAUACAUUCGAUUGUCCCUACUUGUGUUCUCAGGGAUUCUUUCCUCAUUUAUCAGUAAAAUAUUCGAAUUAUUUAUGAGCUAAUGAAUAGAGCAGUAAAUUAAUGACUGAAACACUCAUCUCUUAAGCAGAAAAGUUACGGGUUCUAACCUCACCGCAUCACUAUCCCUAUACAAUGUAACUCAAAAGAGUACAUAAACAUGUACUUAGUGGUUGUUUGAUACGACGUACUGCUGUAUGACAGAUAAUCAAUAUGAAGACUUAUUUUCUUAAUUCAUUGUUCAAACGGCCGAAUCGACUAAUACGCCACAUAAAUGGAAGACAUGCAGUGGUAGAAGUUUGUCAUUAUGUUGUUUCAAUGAAUCGUAGAUACAUCAAAAAAACUAUGUAACCCCUGUAGCAGUUGUGGAAAAUUCUUUAUUUGAUUAGAAUUCAGUAUUAUUGUGUAUAUUCAAACAUAUAACGAAUAAAGAGACUAUUUUUAGAUAAUUCGACUAAUAAUCUUUUUUUAUAGGACUAUUUAAUCAGUGCUGUAGCAUAAACUAAAUUAACUUGUACCCCUUUUACUCCAUAUUUCAAUUUCAAGUCAGUUUCUAUCUACUGUAUUCGGUGUUUCCCUUCUCAUACAUACAACCAUUCUUAUUAAUGAAUACAUCUGUUCACAGAAUACUUCAUUUGAAAGAGCCGCAUAAGUUUUUGUGACUUCAUUAUGGACUCAAUAAGUGAGGCGUAUUUCAUUACGUUAGACUUUUGAAGUCGAUUUGUUAUCAUACCUUGUGGAAACUAUUAUACCCAUGAAUUGACAAUCGCCAGAUUGUUGUAUCUGCAUUUCACAUGACUGUACCUACUCGAAACAUAUUCCGAUGUACUUAUAAAUUCAGGGGUUACAAAGCAAUGGACAAGGAUUCAUAGUAGUGAACCAAAUUUAAUUUUGAUGAGAUAACAAAACUGCUUUUACGAAAUCAAUGAAUCAGAAAAAGAAUUUCAUUUUCUCAAAUUGUAUUCAAAUUGGUUUGACUGGCUGAUUAAAUAUAGGGAUUUAAAGCAAUAAUUUUUUUCCACACUUAAUAAUACUUCAUUUCGCCAAAAACUAUAUAUAUUUCUAUGUCAUUAAUUUUCUGAAAUCAGUCAUUGAAUCUUCCUUGUUGCAUUUUCUCUUCCACAGAGGUUUAUUACUUUGCUUAUUCUUAUCAAUGGUAUAUAAUCGGCUAGUAGUUUUAGAAAAACUAGCGGAACAAUUUCCUCCUCUAUCAGCUCAUGAUCGGAAUCAUUUUCAUGAUCUGUUUGGAACAUCACCACAAGAAGAUCGAGGAUCUAUACCAAUUUACAAGGAUCAUUUAGCUUCAAAAUCACCUGAAUGGGCAAGAACACGAUUAAAAGUGAUGAAAGAUCUCAUACACCUGUUAUCUAAAACACUUAUACAGAUGCAACAGACAUUAACUCAAGUACAACAGGGUAUAGAACUUCUAGAAUUCCCACCAUCUAACUUGGAGGAUAAUAUCAAAACAAGUAUGAAUGUGAAGACUCCGACAAAUACAGAUACGAAUUGUCCAGAUACUCAAACUAAACAUGUACCUUAAUGAUUAUCAUCACCAGGCAAUUUUGAAUGUAUCUUUUAUUUUUCUUACUUAUAAGCUAACUAACUAGUCAGUACUAUGUUUAUUAAUUGCUGAAUGUAAGAUAAUCAGUCAAUACUUCAGUUGAUUUAUCAUACAAUUACCAGAAAAUAUUGAUGUUUUUUUAACUUUUUGGAACUGUGAUAAUUUACGUUGUUUACAUGUUAAUAAUGGUUAACCUACUGUAUUGUUUUGUAUUAUUUCGCUAUUGGUCUUUUCUUCAUUCCAGUGAGCGAAUUCUUUUCUAUGUAAGGGUAUAUUAUAUUCCUUGUCAGAAAAUGGACACACUACUUAUAUUACUUAACAUUUAUUAUUAAAUCCACAUUUUGUUCAAUUUACCCUUCACUUUUCCUAGAUUUAUUAUCAAUUCUCAUUACACUGGGCUCUUUCUUUCUUUCUUUCUACACUCAUGAUAAUUAUGUUGAUCUUUUCAUCUCAACAAAAAAAUACUAUUUUUAAGUUGAUUAAGUUAGUUCUUUAUCAUUAUAGAAAUAAAGAUCAAGAACUUGGGACUGAUUCGCGUCAUCGAACAUUCUUUUUCGAAGUUUAUAAGAAUGUGAAUAAUUGAACCGACCGCUAGUCAACGAAUAACAACGUUGUUUUAUGGAGCUUGGGAGAGCAGCUGACUUGAGAAAUCGGACGAGCGUGGAAAUAGUUAUAUAUAUAUAUAUAUAUAUAUAUCAUCCCACUUGGCAACUAUUUUAAUUAAUCUAAUAGAAAUGGUAAAUUCAAACAGAAGUAUCUGAGCAACUAUCAGCUAGACUAAAGCAUGAAUAUAACACAAAGCAUCCUCACAGAACUAAAUAUUUGUCUCAAGUAUAGAUAAUAGGCUGUGCUGAAAAACCACCUAGUAGGUAACAUCAUAUAACAGCAUGAUAUGGCUUGGAAAUCCAGUUAUUGUGAACUCUUACAUAACGAUAAAAACAAAGAUCUAUAGAAAUAUCAUACUGCCAAGAAAUCUAUCCCUGAUAUUUGACGGUCAAAAAGUUGAGCAUACAUUUAUCCAAACCCUUAUCUUCCCGAUUACUGCUUAUACUCUUACUACUUCUACC